Phaeodactylum tricornutum CCAP 1055/1 is the source of this 1371-nucleotide messenger RNA. RefSeq lists its product with no specific name. The transcript has a single exon. NCBI's taxonomy places the organism in Eukaryota, Bacillariophyta, Bacillariophyceae, Surirellales, Neidiaceae. The record is from RefSeq and is a predicted model, not a curated record. Bases 151 to 1095 code for a protein of 314 amino acids.
GGGAAGAAUCCAGCGAUCAACGAGGAAAACGAUCAUUUUCGGUUUGCUCGGAUUUUGAUUCCCCCCCGGUCUCCCGUAACACACAAGACUCUGACUGGAUCCUUGUCCUUUGUUCCUUUCUAGAGACUGGCAAGUGAAUACUACUUCACCAUGCUUGCUCACAAGUUUCAUUCACGUCCUUCAUUGAUCUCUUGCAACAGCACGCACGGAAUACGUUCCGAUUCGAAUCGCGGGUUUGACAACUCCACCACGUCGCUUUCCGUGGAGUCGCGGUCUCAUCCGGGGCCAUCGUGGAAACGUGCGCUGCCCGUGUCUGGAAUGCUGGAUGCAUCCGCCGCUCUCUUGCUUCUCCAAGUUGGCAAGAUUGCUACCGACGAAGUUCAGAAAGAUUCUCUGGUGUACCAGCCAUCCUUGUUCGGAAACGUUCCUCCCCACACGGAGAGCUCCGUUUUCUCCUCCGAUGAAGAUUCCGAUCGAGCAGAAUUUGUUCCGGGGGAAGCCCGCAUAAGUGCGCGCCACCGAUGCCGUACCGUCUCGGUUGAUGUGCUGGAAUAUCAAGGACGACGAACGCAAACACAACAUUCGCAGCGACCCCGUCUCCUUGCUGGUCCCGUGAUUCAUACCGUCCCACCUUCUCCCACGGGACCAAAGCCGAUCAAGUCUCUAAGUACAACUACAACUGCUUCGACCCUGUCCCUGGACGGAAUCACUACUAAAAACCCGAGUACUUCCGCAAGCGAACCUUUGGUCGUUCCCCACAAGCCUUCCGCGAAUCUCGUGGGGAUCACCACCGCACACGGAAGGAGCGUCAAGGGUGUGCUACGGCGUAAAUUCUCUUGGAAGAAUUUCCCCGAACUGGAAACCUACCUGAUCGAUAAUCGUCAACAGUAUUUGCAGUACAGUUCCCAGCUAAACUACACUUCGGAACAAAAGCGCUACAACAACCGUCUCACGCAAGGCCUGCUGGAUUUGGCUGCCGAGGAAGGUUACGUCUUUGAAGACUUUACCUUCGCGGCCAUUCGCGACCGGAUUCGUUGCUACUACAAAUCCUGCGUGCAGGCCGCCAAGAAGAAAAAGCGCAAGCGUCGCAAGUAAACGCAAAAGUCACGCGCAAGCGUUGUUGACCCAAACCCGUUUUUCGGAUUGUGUCUGCGGAGCCAGACAUUUUCCGCCCUCCACCGUGCAUACGCCAUUCAUCUCCAUAUCGUCCACGCAAACCUGCACACGAACCUACACGUUCACAACCCUCUCACUACUAUAUUUCUUGCAUAUAUACAAGCGUCAAGUGCCAGUCUCGGCCAAGUCGCGAGUUUUGAUCCAUUUUUCGUCUAGCGAGUAAAUCAACUUUACUAGUCUCUGAUUGCAUACCAA